Molecule: messenger RNA, 5660 nt
Organism: Dufourea novaeangliae
Lineage: Eukaryota; Metazoa; Arthropoda; Insecta; Hymenoptera; Halictidae
Gene: Set2
Product: probable histone-lysine N-methyltransferase CG1716
Exons: 15
Coding region: 298-5643 (1781 amino acids)
Biological process (GO): regulation of DNA-templated transcription
Cellular component (GO): chromosome; nucleus
Molecular function (GO): histone H3K36 methyltransferase activity; protein binding
Source: RefSeq, a predicted model, not a curated record
GAGUAAUAUAACGCAUCCUUUACACUUCUUCAUGAUGCGUUCAUUCAGGUGAUUAAUGUUUGUCUAAACAAAUCUAUAAGUUGACUUCAGAAGCAUUAAUUGCAAUCGAAAUCUCGUCCCGUUUAUGUUGAGAGUGAUGAGCGGAAAGUGAAACACAGUCGAGACUGGAAGAGGAAGGCUGAAAAAUAGAAAAAAAAGUGUUCACUAGGAAAUAUACAUGAAAUAUCUCAAACAAUGAUCUUUACUAACUUAGAAGACAUCGACCUAGAGGCAUAUGAUUAGAAACAUAUUUAUGGAAUGAAAAUGGCACGCAGACGCAAAACGGAAAUGAAAGCAUCUGUGAAGUCGACAGUGAAAUAUGUACCUGUUCGAAAGUCUAGUAGGCAAAUAGCUAAGAAACAACUAGAAGAAAAGAAGGUCAAUGGGGACGUUCUACAAAUAUCUUAUUCGAAUGACGCAGAAGACAGUAAAACUACUGGAGAUGAUCAGAAUCAGCUGCUUCCUAAAAAGAAUCAAAACUCUUUAAGGAAAUACAACAAGCAUAAGAGCGUCUCCAAUAGUGAUUUACUUGUAAUCAACGAAGAAUGUGAAUACUCGACAUCGCAAUAUAAAAAGGAUGCUAGCGAUAGUGAUAGUCAAGAUGGAAUAAUAGAUGCUAUAAUUGAUCGCUCUGCAAAACUUAGUCCUGAGGACGUCCAACAGGUAGUUGUCGGUAAUCCGACCAAAGAGGCCGUAAUGGAGGCCGAGUCUACGGAAAUCGAAAUAUGGUCGGAAGAUAUGAUAGAAGAAACUAUAAUUUGCGAAGAGAUGGAAGUUAAAGAGGAUGUUAAAGAUGAUAAUUAUAGUUUGGGAAACGAGGACGAUAUGAUAGUGAAAGAAGUAUUAUUAGUAAGCAACUCUUCAUUGAAGAGGAAAGAUUUUGUUGAAUAUACUGUGAUACAGAACGAGGACGGUAUAGAGUCCAUGGUAGUAGAGACAUCUAAUUCGAAAGGCACGUCCGGCGUUGGAUAUUGCACCGAGGAGAAGAAUGUAUGCGACUUAGAGAAAACUGAAAGCGAAAAUUCCAUAUCAGCCUUCUGUAUAGAUGUGCCAAUGACUUCUAGCGAUGCAAAUGAUAAGUCAUCUUAUAAUUUAGAAAAAUUUUAUGCUCACGAUAAGGAGGCAUCUAGCGAUCGAAAAGACUUGCACGGGAAUAGAAAUGUGUGCGGGAUGGAGCCAGAAGAUAUUCUGUCUAAAGACGAUGCAUUUUGCAGAAUAGACAACAAGCUAGCGGAUAUGCAAAUUAGCGAAACUUCGAAAGAAAUACAAAAGUUAGUUAACGAUUUAUCGAACACAGAGAGCAUAACCUCUCCGUUACAUAUUGCUAGUAGCACGGAAAAAGAAAUUCCCAUGACUAUCGACGACGAGAGCAGUUCCUCGAUAUUAGAAAAAAUAGAGCAGUUACAUCAUCCGAAUAAUUUCACGUCUUUGCCCGAUCGUAUGAAUGAAACUAUAAUAGAGCAUAACAAAUCCACUGCCCCGAAUGACAAAACAGAAUGCUCCAAUCAAUCGUCGUUGAAAUCAAAAGUUGUACAAGAUAAGAAAACGGGAAAUCAACGGAAAACUACACAGUCCCAACAAGCCAGUGAAUUAUUGUACGGUGAUCUUGAGACAGAUAAUAAAAUGUACGGGGAGGACACAAAAUUAUCUAGCAGCAGUGAUAACAGUAAUGACACAUUGUUAUCGCUGAGUAAUUGUAAAUUAACAGAAUUUGAAACAAAAUGUAACAGUAAUUCUAAUGACACUGAUAAAAAAGUUGAGUUCAGGAGUCGAAGUGGUAGUACCGAUACAACAGGUUCAGAAAGUGGAUCGAACAGUUCUGCUGUGCGGAGAAGCAGCAGAAUUAGAUCGAUUGGUUUAAUGAAACAGAGAUCUCGUGGGCGUGGUUUAGUUACAAAACCAAAUAUAGAUGUAUCGAAAUCAAGUAGCCAGCAGGAACGCGAAAAAGUGGCUAAUAACAUUGCAUCGACUGCUCAAGAAGUAAAAGUAGAUAAUCCCCCAGAACUACAAUUGGAUAAAGAAAAUAACAUCAAUAAAUCUUCGAGUACAACGUUCGAUUCGUUGACACCACUAGCAACCUCUUGCAAUACUACUGGCUACGAUUCAGACUCCUGCAAGCCUGUCAAAGUGAAAUCUCGUUGGCGAAGGUCUAGCGAACUUGAAAUGGGUGGAUCGAGUACCGGAUUCGGCUCCACGUCCGUAAUUGGGCCUGCAUUUGGCGCCUUACCUUUAAACGCCCCUGAAUUAGGAUCGUUAACGUUUAAAUCUGUGCCUGGAACUGCGAUCGACGUUGGUUCUUCGGAUUCAGGAUCUGGAUCGACGUUAAUUACAACAAUUACUCAGUCUAACGUGGACGCAGAACAGGCAAAGGAAUCGGUGGUAGUAGCUAACAGUGUCACGGGUGUGCAGAUCCCAAAAGCUGUAGGCUCAAAGAUUCCGUUGCCCAUGGUUCCAGAAACAGAGGAUAGAGAAAUGGAGGAGAGGCUCAGCCAGUUUGAAUACUUGCACGAAAAUUUAUAUCUAACAGAAAGGUAUACAAAUAAGGAAACAAAACGAAUGGUGUGCGACUGUUUCUUAACGGAGGAAGAAAUCGACAGAGGAGAAUUAGGUUGCGGUGAAGAUUGUCUUAAUAGACUUCUUAUGAUAGAAUGUGGAUCCAGAUGCGUAGUCGGCGACCGUUGCACGAACAAAAGAUUUCAAAAUUGCGAGUACGCUAAGUGUGAAGUAUUUAGAACAGAGAAGAAAGGUUUCGGCUUACGCGCCAUAGUCGAUCUGUUGGCGGGGGAAUUUAUAAUGGAAUAUGUAGGUGAAGUAGUCGAUCCAAAAGAUUUUCGACGUAGAGCAAAAGAGUAUUCGAAGGAUAAGAAUAAACAUUAUUAUUUCAUGGCGUUGAAGUCUGAUCAAAUAAUCGACGCCACCAUGAAAGGAAAUGUUUCACGAUUUAUAAAUCACAGCUGCGAUCCGAAUUCUGAAACGCAAAAAUGGACGGUGAAUGGUGAAUUGAGAAUAGGAUUUUUUAAUAAAAAAUUUAUAGCUGCCGGUGAAGAGAUUACGUUCGAUUAUCACUUUCAACGUUAUGGGAAGGAGGCACAGAAAUGUUACUGUGAAGCUCUUAAUUGCCGUGGUUGGAUCGGCGACACGCCCGAGGAAGAGAAAGAAAAAACUGAGAAGAAAGAGAAACGUGAGAAGGAUAUGAGAAAGAAGAAAGGAGAAAAAAAACAAACUGAUUAUAUGGAGGAUGAGGAUUUGGAGGAAGAAAUCGAUAAAUUGUGUUCAGGUGGUUUGAAGAACAGAGCCCACACGUUGACAUUAAGUAGACUUAUGGUACGUAGCAGGGAACUGGAGCACAGAACUCGCCUUCUGCGUCUCAUACAAAGUGGAGAACAGCCAUGCAGAAGAUUGUUCCUGGACUAUCAUGGUUUACGUUUGAUUUGGAGUUACGUGAUGGACAUAUCGACUAAUGAUUCCGAAGAAGCGCAACAGUUUCGACUGGAAGUGUUAAAGACUCUGAACACACUUCCGAUUCCGAAUAAGACAAUGCUAAUGGACAGUAAGAUUUAUAACGUGGUAGAGAAAUGGUCGAAACGAUUGUAUUUUUCACCAAAUAGAGAUUCUCCGGAGGACGAUCAGGGAAAAUUGAAAUCAGGCUCCGAGGAAUUACAGAUUAAUUACGAUGCCAACGAAAAGAAAAUCUAUCAGCUGAACGAUACCGAGAAAAAUGACAGUAAUAUGGAAAACUGUGUGGCAGUCGGUGAAGUGAAAUCAGACAAUGGAGAUCAAAAUCUUAUACCCGACCUAGCUUUGAGUCUUCUAGCUGAGUGGUCGAAUUUAAAAGAAGUUUUCCGAAUACCAAAAAAGGAAAGAAUUGAACAAAUGAAAGAGCAUGAAAGGGAAGCAGAUCGUGGGUAUAGAGAAGAAUUAGAAAAGGAAGAAAAGAGAGGAACAUCAUACGAUAGGCAUAGAUCUGACAGAUACGGAAGGAGUGAACCAGAGAAACGUACCGAUCGAAGACGGGGUCGAGAAUCCCCGGAGUCUGAAUACACCCGGACAAAGGAUAAAAGAGUAGAGGAAAGAAGUAGUUUAGUUCCGAUCCCACGAAUGACAAAAUACGAGCGUAGACAAUUGUUUGCUAUGAAAGUGGCAAAGGAAGAAGAAGAACGGCAACGCCGUCAGCAACAGGAAUCAUGGCAAGAUCAUGAAAACAGAUGUUUGGCUUUAGGCAUAGAUCCUCAUACAACUGCUAUGGUAGACCCUCAAACAGGGUAUCCUGUAUUCUAUAAUCCAUCGCUUGGACAAUGGCAGCAUUAUCCUACACAAGAAGGAGAAAUAAGCCAGCAAUGUACCCCGGUAUACGUGGGAGGGCCUCAACCUGUACCUGGACACUCUCAAACCACGAUACCGCCACAAAAUUCGCAUGUCCUACCCCCGACAAUCUCUUCUGAAAUCUCGCCCGGCAUGUCGAGUAGCAUACCUUCCGGUGUACCGCCAGUGGUGUACACGUUAGGCCAAACAUCUGUGUUCAAUCAAACGACAACAGCCUAUCCUUUGGUACCUCACUGUCACCAACAAUAUCCUGACGGUCAGUUGCCGUUGUCGAACAAUUUAGUCCACGGCGGAACGCCGCCAGUGGCGAUUCAAACCCAGCCUCUGUACGAGCACAUUGAGAAGCAAUCGGAUCAGCAGUUCACCGGGAAAACGUUCAAACCGCCGCAGCCGGAAAUACCUGCCAUAGAUCUGCCGCCUAAAUGGAAAAGCGCGAUCGACGCCAGAGGUAGAACGUACUACUAUCACGUGAAAGAACGGAUAUCGCAAUGGCUACCGCCGCCGCCAGACCACAUUGGCGUUCAACCGGAUUCGUCCUCGUCGUCGGAGUCCAGCGAGGACUCGAGCUCGUCGAACGAAGAGGACGAGGAGAUCGAGGAGGAUAACAACGAGGAUCCGAAAACCGAGGACGUAGAAUUAAAUAAUACUCUGAUGGAGAAAUCAUUGAACGGUUCUAAGCAUAAUAUACCUAAGAAGAGCGGCGCACAUAACCUAACUGGGGUUGCAGGGCCUGUUGUGCCGGAAGGGAAGAAACGACGAGAAGGAUUGGUUCAAGAACGAAUCAUCAGUCCGCGCAGAGAAGAAGAUCGUGUCGACCAUAAAACGCACAAAGGGAUAAAGGAAAAAAUACGCCGUCAAAAAGAAAGAGCGAAAUUCAAGGAACACGUUGAUAAAAUACGAAGACAUCGGCGUAGCAACAAAUCGAAAUCGCAUUCGCGUCAUAGCUUGAACAAGUUACAAUCGCCUUCGACGGAUUUGUCGACGAUGUCGGAACGAAAGAUCAAGGAUACAUUUAGGAUAAAUAUGGCGAACGUGAUGGUACACUUUUUGAAUCCGUACAGAAAAAACGAUUGUAAACAAGGUAGAAUAACUAACACUGAAGAUUUCAAACAUCUUGCAAGGAAGCUUACGCAUUUUGUACUUGCGAAAGAGUUGAAACAUUGUAAGAGCGUUGAUGAGUUGCAGUGUAAUGAAAACGUUAAACAUAAAGCUAAAGAUUUUGUACGUAAGUAUAUGAGUAAGUUUGGUGCAGUAUACCAGAAAAGUACAGACGAAGAUUAAUUAUGUAACUUAUAAUG